Messenger RNA from Sinocyclocheilus rhinocerous, 3042 nucleotides. RefSeq names its product BCL11 transcription factor B a (gene bcl11ba). Gene Ontology annotation, molecular function: DNA-binding transcription factor activity; RNA polymerase II cis-regulatory region sequence-specific DNA binding. Gene Ontology annotation, cellular component: nucleus. The transcript is spliced from 3 exons. Gene Ontology annotation, biological process: positive regulation of transcription by RNA polymerase II. Bases 1027 to 3042 code for a protein of 671 amino acids. Lineage: Eukaryota; Metazoa; Chordata; Actinopteri; Cypriniformes; Cyprinidae. The record is from RefSeq and is a predicted model, not a curated record.
UGUGUUUGUGCGCGUGUAUGUGUGUGUGUGUGUGUGUGCGUGUGUGUGUAAGACAGCGGCUCGCGAUGUCCACGCUCUCCACCACUGUUCUGGUGAUCCGAUAGUUGUGAAAAGCCACCACUAGUCGCCCCCAGUGCUCUUGCAGUCUCCAAUUUUCUUUCCCACUGUAGACUUAACGUCACGUCCGCACUUGAACUUGAAUUUUAUCCCAUUGUACGGAGGCAGCCCUCGCCACAGAGACACAGAGAGCUCCCGGAGAAGCAGGACUCCGCCAUCUUCAUAGAGGCAGAAAAGGGAGAAAAAAAAGCUUCAUUCAUUUGUAAAGGAGGUGGCAAGUCCAUGUCCCUGGUCUCCAGUGCGCAAAACCGAAUAGGGGAGCAAGUGCAAAGAGUUGGAGAGAGUGCAAAGUAACCGGGCAUCGCAUUCACUUAGAGCCCAGGAGAGAAGAAGAACUGUCCAGUGCUUGGCACACUCAAGUGCCAACUCAAGGAGACUCUGGAUUCGUUUCAUCCAAUCUAAUAAGUAAUUACCAUUUUUCUUUUUUAGAAUUAUUUUGACUCGGAGAAAAAAAAAAAAUCGAAUUGCCUUUGACAAAUCCACAAGGCGCAGAGCGGACGAAGAGAGAGCCACCAAGAGGGUCCAACCUACCCAAACGCACCGGGCAUCACGUUCUGAGACAUUUCCAGUGGUUUCUUCACAACUGUCACUCGUCAAGGAUAUUUUCGCCCUCGGACAGAUCGCGCUCGGCACACAGCUGAAGUGCAUGUGUGUGUCGCUGAGGUACUGAGCGUCUGAGCGUCUCUGGUCAUCUGGAGAGCCGGAGCGCAAAGACACAUUCGCUUUUCUCACAUUCACGGGACCCCUAUCUGUAUCCACGGCCCGGAGCUGUGGCAGUUCUUUGGAAGUCCCGGGAAAAGUUAGAUACCGAGGGGGGAAAAAGCCCACGCCACGGACACAGGGCAGAAGGCGCGAGCCGACUAUUCCUUGUGCGGGUCUCUGGGCGAUGCCAGUGUAAAUGCCAGGGCAAUGUCCCGUCGCAAGCAGGGAAACCCUCAGCAUUUGUCGCAAAGAGAAAUUAUAACACCGGAAGCUGAGCAUGUGGAUGCAGGACUGGCCGUGGCUGAUCACUCUCACCCUCACCCGCUGCUGGAUCCCAGUAUGACUGGGCCUCUGCCUCCGGGCCUGGGCGACCACGACCUCCUCACCUGUGGCCAGUGCCAACUAACCUUUCCCCUGGGGGACAUUCUGCUCUUCAUUGAGCACAAGAAAAAGCAAUGCCAGGGUCUGACGACCGGCCACGGCUGCUAUGACAAGAUGGCAGACCGCAAUAGCCCCUCGCCGCCCCGCGCAGAGCUGAGGAAAGUGGUGGAACCGGUCGAAAUUGGAAUCCAGGUGACACCUGAAGAAGAGGACGAGAGACUGUUGACGCUCCCAAAAGGAAUUUGCCCCAAGCAAGAAAGUGGCCUGGCAGGUAGAGAUGAACCUUCGAGUUACAUAUGCACGACGUGCAAACAGCCCUAUUCCAAUGCCUGGUUCCUUCUGCAACACGCUCAGAACACGCAUGGGAUACGCAUCUACUUGGAGACCAACCCCUCGAAUACCUCCCUGACCCCACGGAUCACUAUUCCUCCCCCCAUUGGUGCUGAAUCCAUACCACAGUCCCCGUUAACCAGCUUUUUAGGGGACAACAACCCCUUCCACCUCCUACGGAUGACUGGGCCCUUACUCCGAGAGCCCCCACCUGGCUUUGUGGAAAGCCGCCUCCCUAAUACGCCUCCUUUUGUCAGCCCCCCUCCUCGCCAUCACUUAGAUCCCCAUCGCCUAGAACGCCUUAGUGCAGAGGAAAUGGGUUUAAUCUCCCAGCAUCCCAGUGCCUUUGAGAGAGUGAUGCGCAUGACACCCAUGGCCAUGGAGUCCCAGUCCAUGGAUUUCUCCCGCCGACUUAGAGAGCUCGCUGGAAACAACAACUCCACUCCACCGCUGUCACCAAGCCGUGCAAACCCUAUGCAUCGCCUCCUCAAUCCCAACCCCUUCCAGCCCAGCCCGAAGUCGCCCUUUCUGAGCACCCCUCCACUACCUCCCAUGCCCCCUAACAGCACCACCCCACCGCAGACACUGGCCAAGUCGAAGUCCUGUGAAUUCUGUGGCAAGACCUUCAAGUUUCAGAGUAAUCUGGUUGUUCAUCGGCGAAGCCACACGGGCGAGAAACCCUACAAGUGCCAACUGUGUGAUCAUGCCUGUUCUCAGGCUAGCAAACUGAAACGCCACAUGAAGACCCACAUGCACAAGUCUGGCUCCAUGACAGGGCGUUCUGAUGAUGGCCUGUCCACCACUAGUUCACCCGAGCCAGGCACUAGUGACGUCACUGGGGAGGGUAUGAAGAACAGAGACGGUGAUUUUAGAGGUGAGGGCAUGGGCCCUGAAAAUGAAGAGGAGGAGGAAGAGGAAGAAGAGGAGGAACUAGAAAAUGAAAGCAGGCCUGAGUCAAACUUCAGCAUGGACUCGGAGUUCAGUCGGAAUAGGGAAAAUGGCUCAAAGCCACCUUCGGAUGAGAAGAACCUCUCCUUGGGGAAGAUGGUGGAAAACGUAGGGCUCAGCUCCAUCCAACAGUACAAUAACUUAAUAGUCGACAAUCGGAAAAGGCUUCCGUUCUCCAAAAGGAUGUCAGAAGGGCAGAGGGAUGCCGGUGACCGUGAUUCAGUAGCAAGGGAAAUGGACCAAGUGGAGCGGGCAACUGUGAACGGAAGGAACUGUGGCUCGGGUGACUCUUUCUUAGGCCUGUUUCCCCGCAAGCCCACUCCCAUCACCAGCCCCAGCCUCUCCAACUCCUCUAACAAGAGGAUCAAAAUCGAAAAGGAUUUGGACAUACCCCCAGCCCCCCUAAUCCCAUCUGAAAACGUCUACUCCCAGUGGCUAGUGGGCUAUGCAGCAUCCCGCCACUUCAAAUCAAAAAAAAAAAAAAGGGAAAAUUUAUUUGGAGCCGCUAUAAACCACCCAUAUAUGAGUGGAUACAUUAGACAAUAUUUUAAAUGGAGCCUUUAA